ACCCACAGACACCUACUUCCUGCUUUUCUGACUUUCAGAUAGAAAAGGCCUUAUAGCUCACAUCCCCUGAAGCCGUGCUCCAAUUCUGUGUGUUGUAGACCGCCAUUUUUUUCAGUUUUUCACCGCCAUUAUGUUGACAAGGUUCUAGGAGCUUGCAGGGGUCUCCAUCCUUAUAUCUGAGUGACUAAGGAGGGACCAAGAUAAAGGUCAUGGGUGGAAUCAACUGGGCUGAGAGUUCUAAAUGGAACCCUGGCACACAACUGUUCCAUGUCAGAACCAGUAGAUCUCUCAAAACUUGAAGUGGAUGAGGCAGAAGGUCUCAUGGCAGAAUGGAGGAGUUCCUUGGCACUACGCCUUUUUACUCUGGGCCCAUGUAUUUCUUUGAUCAGUUCAAACCGAAAAUAAGAAAAUGGAAAAAGGAAACACAGGAAGAUCAAUUCUUGUACCCAAAGGAGAAGGAUGAUGUUGAAGAUCUAGUCCAGAACCUUGAACAUCUCAGUCACCAAAUUGAAGAAUCAACAGAACCAAAGGAAGCCCAAGAGAACAUAGUAGCUUUACCCGAGAAAGAAGACAAGUCCCACACGCUCAUCAUCUCAGAACCUCCAAGUAUUCCCAAGUUUCCUUUGAAUUCGAAAUUCUCCAAAACGUCCUUGUAUAAGACCCUCUUUGAAGAGUACAAACUCAUCGCCUCUGAAGUACUCUAUGAACUCGAAAAGACAUUGAAGAGGUACGCGAAGAACGGCAUGGCUUUUCCUGGGGGACUCAUCAAUCUCAUGACUUACAGCUGGCUAGAUCUGAUUGAGGAUUUUCACGAGAACGAAUCCCCAAAGAAAACGUUGGAACGAGACAGGGACUUGGGAGGGGGUCCCAGCUCCAUGUCCAUCAUCAGCUUCAAGGAAUGCAAAGUCCACCCAGAUGCCAAGGAGCGCCCUCAAGAGGAACAUCAACUGGUUAAAGCGAGAAAAAUUGCUCGUGGGGCGCACAACAAACUCUCGGAAAAACCAUCUCUACUUGGUCACCCCCAGGUAUCCCAGACCACCCAGGAGAGCUGUAUAUCCGGGGUCAUUCACUUCUCACUAAAAUCCAAGUUCUGCUUUCAAAAUGGUUGGAUUCCUUGCUCAAAAUGGGAAAUGCUGAAAUUCAAGGCAGACCUCAGUACAGCCGUGAAGAGACUGCAGCUCGCCACCGUUCAAAUAAAAAUGGAAGAAGCCAAACAAAAAAGAGACGGAUUCAACAAACAGCCCAUCCUGCGCCACUACAACGACCCGGAAGAAGAGGAGGAGACCGCAGAGUCCACCCAGGAGCCCCGGGUUUUCUGGAUGGCAUUGUUAGUGGGGAAGGCCCGGAUGCCAGCGAUGGGAGAGGCGAAGCCGGAGAUGAAGAAGUUCCAUUAUGCCCUGGUAGAUGGCUCGUCUCUGACCUAAUAUCCUCAUGAGCAUCCCCGGAGGCAAGGAGGGCGAAGGAGGUGGUAUUGGGCAGUUGGUGCUGACGCUGGGUCUUUCCAGCCAGCAGGAAACACUGGGGGAAGAGGCCUGUGUUUCUUCAAUUCCUUUCCCCCAAGCAUUCACAUCCUGACACACUGGGUCGGGAAAAGGAGCCCCCAAACAGAGUGGAAACAUGCCUCCAAUUCCCAAACAUUUCUUCAUGUUCAGAGACCCUUUGAUAUUUUUGCUAGGC
Messenger RNA from Peromyscus leucopus (white-footed mouse), 1677 nucleotides. RefSeq lists its product as uncharacterized. The record is from RefSeq and is a predicted model, not a curated record. The coding region runs from base 330 to 1424 and encodes 364 amino acids. Lineage: Eukaryota; Metazoa; Chordata; Mammalia; Rodentia; Cricetidae. The transcript is spliced from 8 exons.